GCUGACUGAUGACGUACUGACGACUCUGCGAUGCUCGUUUAAAUUCCGCGCAUCCUUCGGUACCAACAAACGCAAACAAGUGUCCGCCGGGUAAUCCGCGUCGUGCCGUGCUCCUGUGCGUGUUAGAUCAAAUUUGAGCGAUGGGAGUCACCGUGUUGCAGCAGUACCCGAUGAUCGAGAACCGCACCGGGCCGCAGACGAUCGAGUUUCUUACGAAGAGAAUCGUCGCCCUCGGAGCUGUGCAGUCGGGACAAUUCCUGGUGGAUUGCGAAACGUACAUGUCGGUGCCGCAUCUUGGUAUCCAAAGGACCGUACACGUGCUGCACAAUUCGGAGCAACCCGCUUCGGUUUUCGCGAUCCUCGAGUCCGGUAACAAGAUGGUGCCAUUGAUAGCAGACGGCUUGUUCGACCUGCUGAUGAUGAAAAUGCCGACCAUCUACACCAGCAAAAAGCAAACGAAAAUCGAAUCGAAGGGGCCGCGCUUCGAGAUCGGCGACUUCUGCGUGAAAUUGGGCAGCGUGACGAUGAGUCAGAAUUUUAAAGGCGUUCUAGUAGAGGUCGAGUACAGACCGUGCGUGGUGCCAGGAAGCGCGUGGGAACUGAUACGCGAGUUCCUACAAGGAUUCUUAGGCUCAGCUGUGUCGAAUCAGGCGCCCCAAUAUCUCCAGAAUCGGAUGAACGAUAUUUAUCAGCCGCUGGACACGAUACACCAAUAUCUAGAGCACUUCGGUCAGUACAGGAAAGCCACGGGAGUGAAUUCAAACACUACUAUAGAAGAGAUCAAGACGCAAUUGCAUGAAUUAAAAAAAGCACCUUAUGUUUUAAGACAGAGUCUGAGAUUGGAUGCCAAGGGUAAAGCGUUGUCUGACUCUGAAACGGUGAAGUCUCUGUCACUGAAGACUGGUAGCAAGUUAUAUUUCAAGGAUCUUGGCCCCCAAAUUGGCUGGAAAACUGUAUUCCUCAUAGAAUAUGCAGGACCAUUGAUAGUAUAUCUAUGGUUGUAUCAGCGUCCAUGGUUGUUUUACGGUGAAGUUAAGAGCAAUAGCUAUCACUAUGUUGUCAACUUUGCAGCAGGUUGUUGGACAGUGCACUAUGCAAAACGUCUCUAUGAGACUCUGUUUGUCCACCGUUUCAGUCACGCAACAAUGCCACUGCGUAAUUUAUUCAAAAAUUGUUCAUACUACUGGCUUUUUGCUGCAUAUGUGGCUUAUCACGUGAAUCAUCCAUUAUACAUGACUCCAAGUUCAUGCCAGUUCUAUAUUGGAGCAGCCACAUUCGUGCUGUGUGAACUGGGAAACUUAUGCGUACAUUUAGCUCUGAGGGACUUGAGACCACCAGGUACUACAGUCAGAAAAAUUCCUAUGCCGACCAAUCCUUUCACUGCACUCUUCUCUCUUGUCUCUUGCCCCAAUUACACAUACGAGAUAGGAAGUUGGGUCGGGUUCACUGUGAUGACGUCGUGUCUUCCAGCUGGUUUGUUCACGCUUGCUGGUGCAUAUCAAAUGAGCGUGUGGGCGUUGGGAAAACACAAAGCAUACAAGAAGGAGUUCCGGAAUUAUCCGAAAAAUCGUAAAGCUAUCAUUCCAUUUAUUCUCUAAGUCGAUGUAUUUAUGCCAAUUUGUUUGGUGAGCAAACGCUAACAAUUUCCUAUUUCUAUUUGGUUUUUGUUGAUUAUUUUUACUUAUUAAAUAUUAAUAAACAUAUAUUGUAGAGGUUCGUAACAUUCUCUUCGUCACAAGUAUACAAAUAAUAAUGAUAAUUGUUAAGUGAUAUUCGAAUAAUGGCGAAAGAAGCAUGUACAGGGUAUAAGUGAGAUUUUAUUCAGUGUGGUUUUUUAAAGUAAAAUCUGUCUCUCUGUAUUCUGUGUAUGAUAAAAUAAUACAGUAAGCAUAUACCUUCAAA
This is a messenger RNA of Odontomachus brunneus, 1902 nucleotides long. RefSeq names its product very-long-chain enoyl-CoA reductase (gene Sc2). Gene Ontology annotation, cellular component: mediator complex. The transcript is spliced from 8 exons. Gene Ontology annotation, molecular function: transcription coregulator activity; oxidoreductase activity, acting on the CH-CH group of donors; protein binding. The coding region runs from base 141 to 1598 and encodes 485 amino acids. The record is from RefSeq and is a predicted model, not a curated record. Lineage: Eukaryota; Metazoa; Arthropoda; Insecta; Hymenoptera; Formicidae. Gene Ontology annotation, biological process: regulation of transcription by RNA polymerase II; very long-chain fatty acid biosynthetic process.